AUGUCCGCUACAAAAUUGUCUGUAGGUGAACUUUUCUCCUUACAAGGGAAGACCGUCAUCUGCACAGGCGCAACCGGAGGCAUUGGACAAGAAAUGUGCAUCACACUUGCAGAAGCCGGCGCUGAGAUUGUAUCUAUACAAGUAUCAGACGAUCCUCAUGCACAGGUCUUAUCUCACCGACUUGAAAGUCUCGGGAAAAGCUUCCGAGCUUUCGAAUGUGACCUUCGAGAUGCUUCGGCCAUGCGCCAGACAUUCCAAGUUAUCUGGGACGCAGGAGUUAUGCCUGACAUACUGCUGAAUUGUGCCGGUGUCAACAGAAGAGGUCCAAUUGCACAGGUGACUGACGAAGAUCUGGACUUGAUUCUGUCGAUUAACCUAAAGGCCACCUAUAUCGCUUCUCAAGAAUUUAGCAAGCGAUUAUUAGAGCUUCAGCGGCCCGGAAAAAUAAUCAACAUCGGUUCGGUCACAUCGUACCGCGGCAUGUACAACGUGUCUGCCUACGCGAGCUCCAAAGGCGGCGUUAUUCAAUUGACAAAGGCCUUUAGUAACGAGUUCGCCCGACAGGGAAUCCAAGUAAAUUGUAUUUGUCCGGGGUACAUCAAGACCGCCUUGACGACGCAACUGGAGAAUGACCCUGAAUACAACGAUUUCAUCAUUCGUGGAACACCUGCCGGCCGUUGGGGGACACCAGAUGACUUGCGUGGGGCUGUUACAUUCCUCGCUAGCCCCGCGAGCGAUUUUGUGACAGGGACGGGUGUGGUUGUUGACGGGGGCAUGCUUGGUGCAUGAGGAUGCGGAGUUAUAGACCAACUGGCUAGCUGUUUAUUGAUCUAUCUGUAUGCUUCAUUACGAUAUCAUGCUUGUCUUGUUGGAUGGUGUGUGAGUAUAUCGGGAGCCUGAGGUUGAUAUGGGACUUCAUGCAAAUACUGCUCAACUAGCUAUAUAUUCAGAUUUUACCUCCCGAG
Molecule: messenger RNA, 965 nt
Organism: Aspergillus glaucus CBS 516.65
Lineage: Eukaryota; Fungi; Ascomycota; Eurotiomycetes; Eurotiales; Aspergillaceae
Product: SDR family NAD(P)-dependent oxidoreductase
Exons: 3
Coding region: 1-789 (262 amino acids)
Molecular function (GO): oxidoreductase activity, acting on the CH-OH group of donors, NAD or NADP as acceptor
Source: RefSeq, a predicted model, not a curated record